This is a messenger RNA of Fusarium venenatum, 1584 nucleotides long. RefSeq names its product major facilitator superfamily domain-containing protein. Gene Ontology annotation, molecular function: transmembrane transporter activity. Gene Ontology annotation, biological process: transmembrane transport. Lineage: Eukaryota; Fungi; Ascomycota; Sordariomycetes; Hypocreales; Nectriaceae. The record is from RefSeq and is a predicted model, not a curated record. Gene Ontology annotation, cellular component: membrane.
AUGUCGAAUGUUCAAGACUCUGUCCCUGGCGGAAUUGCAAAAACAGAGAAGGAGACCCACACUCCGGACAAUGUAUCGUACCAUGUUGUUCAUCAAAGCGGGACUGUCCAUGAACUCGGCAACAUUGUAGACCCUGUUCUUAGUGCUAAGACCCUUCUGGUAAACGAGGCCAUCAACGAGAUUGGUUGGACAAACUUCCACCUGAAGCUCUCUUGUCUCGCCGGCUUCGGUUAUGCCGCCGACUCCCUCGUCGUUUUCCUCCAAAGUGUCGCGGCAUCUCAAGCAUACCUCGAAAUCGGAAAUGGCGGCUAUCCGACCGGUUAUGCUAUGGCCCUGUACGGUGGCCUUUUGGUCGGUGCUUUAUUCUGGGGUUUUAGUGCCGAUGUUAUCGGCCGAAAGAUCGCCUUCAAUGUGACUCUUUUCUUAGCAGCCAUCGCUACGAUCGCUGCAGGAGCGGGUCCGAAUUGGGUAGGUUUCUGUGUCUUGGUAGCUAUCCUAGGCUUCGGUGCUGGUGGUAACCUUGUCCUGGACCCUACUGUCAUGCUCGAGUUUGUUCCAGCCAGGCAGCAGUGGGUUAUCACUGCCAUGGCUGCAUGGUGGGGCAUUGGACAAGCCAGUGCUGGCUUUAUUGCCUGGGGCUUCUACUCUCGACCUGAGUGGUCAUGCACAGCCGAGACCGAAUCAUGUACUUGGCAAAGUAACAAGGCCUGGAGACUCAUCAUGUUCACAGGCGGUGCUCUAAUGUUUGCCAUGUCUGCCCUUCGAAUUCUUAUCAUUCAAUUACCCGAAACUCCAAAGUUCUUGGUCGCAUCUGGCAAGGAAGAAGAACUUGUUGCCAUGCUUCAAAACCUUGCUUCCAAGUACCGUCGACCCUGUUCCCUGACUGUUGAUGCCCUCAGAGCAUGUGGUACCACUGAUGCCUCUGAGCAAAGUGGACGUCCUGAUUCUCUCAAGGGUUUGGGUAAGAGCCUUGUUGGACAUGUCCGAGGCCUGUUCUCUACUAAAAAACUCGCGCUUUCUACCUCCCUUAUUUGGUUUUCUUGGACAUUGAUCGGUUUGGGAUACCCACUCUUCUUUCUCUACCUCCCGACCCUUAUCAGAAGCCGUCUUCCCGACUAUGCACCCUCUUUCACCGAAACAUGGCGCGACUACACCAUCACCAACAUCUGCGCCAUCUUCGGUCCUCUUAUUGCAGCCGGUCUGACUGAAGUCAAGUUCCUCGGCCGUCGAUACACCAUGGUUGUAGGUGCUGUUGUAACGGCUAUCUUCUUCUUUUGUUACACCAUCAUCAAGACACCAGCUCAGAACCUCGCCAUCAGUAGCUGCAUCUCUGUUUGCAUCAACCUUUACUAUGGUACACUGUACGCAUAUACUGUCGAAGUGUUCCCUUCUGCGCACCGCUCGACCGGAAAUGGUGUCGCCGUCGCGCUGAAUCGUAUCAUGGGCUUGUUAUCUGCUGUCAUCUCUGUCACUGCGGACACUACAACUGUAACACCCUUGUAUAUCUCAGCUGCGCUCUUCCUUGUACUGGCUAUAAUCUCUACUAUUCUUCCUUUUGAGCCCUAUGGCCACAACGCGUCUUGA